AUGGGAUUCCUCGGACAGUUUUUUGUAGCUGUGAUUUCAUUCUCGCUGUUUUUGAAUAUAGCCGCUGCCGAGGAAACAAAAUCCUCAGAAAGUUGUGGUUUUCCAGCCAUAUUCAACUUUGGUGACUCCAACUCAGAUACUGGAUGCAUGUCGGCAGCAUUUUACCCAGCAGCUUUGCCCUAUGGUCAGACCUUUUUUCAUGAGGCUGUUGGGAGAGCUUCUGACGGUCGCCUUAUCAUAGAUUUCCUUGCGAAGCAUCUAGGUUUGCAGUACUUGAGUGCUUACAUGGAUUCAAUUGGAACAAGCUAUGAGCAGGGUGCAAACUUUGGCGCAGCAUCAUCAACCAUUAGGAAGCAAAACAGAACAUUCUUUGAUGGUGGUAGUCCUUUCAGUCUUCAAAUUCAGGUCGCACAGUUUAUCCAAUUUAAGACACGCACUGCCAAGCUCUACAAGCGAGGACAGGGAAAUUCCUUCCCAAGGCCAGAGGACUUUGCGAAAGCCAUCUACACAUUCGAUAUUGGGCAAAAUGACAUUGCUGCUGCUCUUCAAAGAAUGGGACAGGAAAAUUCUGAAGCAGUGAUCUCAGACAUGGUCGACCAAUUUUCAAACCAGCUUAUAUAUUUAUACAGUCAAGGAGCGAGAACAUUCUGGAUCCAUAACACAGGUCCCAUAGGUUGCCUACCAGUUGCCAUGCCCAUACACAAUGCCUACAAUUAUACUCCAGUGGAUGGAUAUCUUGAUCAAAACGGCUGUGUCGUGUAUCAAAACGACAUGGCCAAAGAGUUCAACACAAAGCUCAAUGAUACAGUGGUCAAACUGAGGGCACUGUACCUCGAUGCUUCAUUUGUGUAUGUGGACGUUUUCUCUGCUAAGUAUGAGCUGAUCAGCAAUGCUAAGAAAGAAGGAUUUGUUGACCCAUCUGAAAUCUGUUGUGGGUAUCAUGAGGGUGGCAAUCACUUUUUCUGUGGAGAUUUCAAUGUCACCAUUAAUGGUGGACAGAUUCAUGUUGGCUCGUGUCAAGAUCCUUCUUCACACAUUAGCUGGGAUGGCGUGCACUACACUGACGCAGCAAAUGGCUGGAUCGCAAAUCGCAUUAUCACUGGAUCAUUCUCGGAUCCACCACUUCCUAUUACACGUUCAUGCUUGUUAGCUUAGUAGCCAUUUCGGGACCAUCAUGCCAGCACUUAACUUCU
Messenger RNA from Vigna umbellata (rice bean), 1193 nucleotides. Its product is annotated as GDSL esterase/lipase At5g14450-like. Lineage: Eukaryota; Viridiplantae; Streptophyta; Magnoliopsida; Fabales; Fabaceae. The record is from RefSeq and is a predicted model, not a curated record. Gene Ontology annotation, molecular function: hydrolase activity, acting on ester bonds.